Messenger RNA from Arvicola amphibius (Eurasian water vole), 939 nucleotides. Its product is annotated as olfactory receptor 14C36-like. Bases 1 to 939 code for a protein of 312 amino acids. The transcript has a single exon. Lineage: Eukaryota; Metazoa; Chordata; Mammalia; Rodentia; Cricetidae. Gene Ontology annotation, cellular component: membrane. The record is from RefSeq and is a predicted model, not a curated record. Gene Ontology annotation, molecular function: odorant binding; G protein-coupled receptor activity; olfactory receptor activity. Gene Ontology annotation, biological process: G protein-coupled receptor signaling pathway.
AUGACCAAUUCCACCCUGGUGACAGAGUUCCUCCUGGAGGUUUUUGCAGAGACUUGGGAGCUAAGGCUCCUACUCAGUGUUCUGUUCCUGCUGGUGUACCUGGGCAGCCUGUUAGGGAACCUGAUCAUCAUCAUUGUUACCACAGUUGAUCAGGCCCUGAACACACCCAUGUACUACUUUCUCAGGAAUUUGUCCAUCUUAGACAUGUGCUAUGUUUCUGUCACUAUCCCCAAUGCCUGUGUCAACUCUCUCACUGGCCACAGGAAUAUCUCUGUGCUUGGCUGUGCAGCACAGGUCUUUUUGGUCUUCUUUUGUGCGUGUGUAGAGAUUCUCUUUCUCACUGUCAUGGCUCAGGACCGCUAUGUUGCCAUCUGUAAGCCUCUCCUCUAUCCAGUAAUCAUGAACCACCAAUUCUGUGUUCAGAUGACGCUGGCUUCCCUAUUUAGCUGUCUUGUCAUUGCAAGCAUACACACUAUCGAAACAUUCCAGCUCUCUUUCUGUCACUCCAAUGUUGUCUCUCAGAUCUUCUGUGAUAUCCCCCCUUUGCUGAGACUUUCUUGCUCAAACACCUUUAACAACAAACUCUUAAUUCUCCUGACUGCCAUUGGGCUCAGUGGUAGCUGCUUUACAUUCAUUGUUAUAUCGUAUAUUCACAUAUUGUCAACUGUGUUGAAGGUUCCUGUCAAAGGAGAGCGAGGGAAGGCCUUUUCCACCUGUGUCCCUCACAUUAUUGUGGUGUCUAUGUUUCUUAGUUCUGGUGCCUAUGUAUAUCUAAGACUUCCCGUAACUUCACAAGUAGUUCAGGAGAUUGCUCUUUCUGUAUUUUAUACUGUUUUUCCACCAUUCUUAAAUCCUAUCAUCUACAGUCUUAGAAACAAACAGAUAAAAGAGGCUGUGAAGAAAGUAACAUUAAGAGCUUUUUUCCUUAGGAGAAAAUAA